Messenger RNA from Polychytrium aggregatum, 1194 nucleotides. RefSeq lists its product as uncharacterized. The transcript is spliced from 2 exons. Bases 175 to 1047 code for a protein of 290 amino acids. The record is from RefSeq and is a predicted model, not a curated record. NCBI's taxonomy places the organism in Eukaryota, Fungi, Chytridiomycota, Chytridiomycetes, Polychytriales.
CUAUUCUCGGAGGCUGCUCCCUUUCCCGUCCAGCACAUCCAACGCACCUCGUAGCCCCUCCAAGAGCCUCUCCGCCGCCAAGUGUUUGCUCCUAUCACUGCAGUCAAGGAUCCAUUGAAACCCCUCCUACCCAGCCCCUCUGCCACAUCCGCCUCCUCUCCUGUCGAACCGGCCAUGUCCACCUCGGGAGCAUCGUCUCGUCCUGGCCCAAGACCAGCAGCAUCGUCAUCACCCUCAUCCGAUGCCGCGGCAACUCCAUCGCGACCGGUGGUGCAUGUCUUCAAGUCGCUGAUACCCAAGCUCGUCGUCUCGAAUCUCCACACGAGACUCACGCCGCUCUAUGGAUCUGGCCUGGCCGGGUUUCUGGCCGGCCUCGCCCAGGCGAUUACGGCUCUGUUGCUGCGAGCGCCCUUUGCCCUCGAGAAGCGCUGGGAAAUGAGCGAGCGGCGAUCGGUCAGCCUGACCAGCAACACUGGCCUCGGCUGGAUCGCCUUGCUGCUGUUGCGGACGGCCGUCGGGCAGUCGGUCUACUACGCCGUCUGGGGCAAGCUGGGCCAGCGCAACCCCCGGCUACAAAACGUCCGGGCCCAUCUCGGCAACGUCAUGACCAUUGUCCUGGCGGCCUUUGGGUACCGCCUCGCCACCAUGGCCGUCAAUCGGCUGUGGUCCAGGUACAUCUUUGCGCUCCCGGACCGGCGGCUCAGCGACAGCCAAGACGAUCAAGACGGCAACCACGGCUCUGCCGGCGGCGCUUCUCAGGGCCGCAUCGGCAGCUCCAGAAUCGACGACGAUCUGCUCGACGAAGACGACCUGGGCCGGGCGGUGGACUCGUCGUCUGGGUUCAGCCGAGUCCGAUCCAGCAGCGGGGGCAUAAGUGCGCUGCAGCACUGGAAGCUCCUGGAGCGGCAGGUCAACGACACCAUCAUGGCGGGAUUCCCGCUGGUCAUGACUGAGGCUCUGCGAGGGUUCCAGCUCCACCGCCGGCUCGCGCAGAGACGAAGCGAGAUGAUCGAGCUGGGUCCGGCAGCAUUCGGACUCGAUCUUUGAUUACCUCCCUCGGUCUUUGCUGGGCUUUUGCAAUACCCGCAAGACGAAAGGGAUACUCUGAUCUGAUUUUGAUUUUGAUUUUGAUUUGAUUUCGAUUUUGAUUUCGAUGGGAAUGCACACACUACCCGCAAUGACUCUUGACUCUGU